CAUGGAGCUGCACGGUGAGCGCUUAUCUGCUCCCGCAGCUUCGUCGUCUUCUGGGGAUCGCUCGCAGGUCACUGUGUCCAGGGAGCUGCUGACCGCGGGGAGCUCGGGUUCGCGAGGUAUCUGGGACCAGUUGCUCAUCAGCUCUAAGCCCCAGCCCAGGAAGACCUCUACUGUUCAAACAGUUCGCAUGCAGAGGAGCCCUUUGUUAGACCAAGUGCAGGCGUUCCUCCCACAGCUGGCCCAGGCCAAUGAAAAGCUUCGGAAGGAAAUGGCGGUUGCUCCAGCGGAUCGCUUCGAUAUUGAAAACACCGAGGGGACAUCCGGGAACAUCGUACAGAUGGAUGUGGCCUUAUUUGAGAUGAAUCGGUCAGAUUCAAAGGAAGAGGACAGCUCAGAAGAGAGCUCCGCGGACAGCUCCGCGGACAGCUCCGAGUCCGAAGAUGAAGACUGCACCCCCUCCGAAGUCACUGUGGACAACAUAAAGCUUCCGAGUGCAGAAGGUGGCAGAGGCAAGAUUGAAGUGCUAGACAGUCCGGCAAGUAAAAAGAAGAAGCAGUGAGGUAGAGGGACGGAGAGAGGCAUGAGCCACACCUGCGACCUGUGGGGAGGGCGGUCCCCGGGGUCCUGGGCUUCAAGGUCCCUAUGGUGCCUUAACUGUCAAAAAGGAAAAUUCACAAAUUUCGGGGUGUUGUACAUAGAAAGUGUUCAGACUGCAGGGAAGGUCGUGCCCUUGGAAACUGAGCAGGGAAAUAUGGAAGAAAUGACUGGAUUGGCUACGUGCAGAUAUUUGCCCAAGUUGGCAUGGUCUGAACGGUGAGGUCUGGGACUCAUUGAAGCUUCAUUCAUGCUAAAAUCAGGGUAUUGGUUACAAAAUUCCCACUUCCAAAUUAGAGUUUGGUUUGUUCGUGUACCAAAGCAGGUUACAAUUUGUUAUAUAGGAACUGGGUACUAGAGACGAGCCCAGGAUAAUGGCCCCCUGCCAUUGAAGGUGUUUUUAUUUCAUUUUAGUCACAAAAACCAAAGCUGCCUUUUAAAGUUCUGUAAUGGAAAGCAUGUGAUUGACAUCCUGUGAGGGUAGACUGACGUUUGCUCUUGCCGUGAAGAGCUUUAGUGUUUACAAAUUCCUGCUAUAUCACUGUGUAUAUGUUGGUGUAUGAAUUCAUGUAAACAUUGUCUUCAAACUGUAAUGGUGCCGCAGCCUAAAGAAUGACUCCAGUUCUCCUGUGACUUGGGUAGCUGUUCUGACUCAGUGGUACUGAUUUAUGAGGACUAGUUCCCGAGGUGAGAAGAGGAGGUACCCCCCCCCCUCAGGCGACUUGAGUGUAGGACCAGGCCCUGGCUACCUGGAGGGCAUAGCAACAGCUCUCACCUACCUAGGUGGCUUGACAUGCUGUGUGCUGAUGACUCCUCUGACCCUGGGUCUCUAGUUGGUCCUCUGGCAGCUGCUGCUCCUCCACAGUAAGGACAGGUUAGGGCAUCAGCCCUGAACCCAUUUCCCCCCCUCUAGCUCUUGGCGCUUUCAUGCAUCCUCUUCCUUUCUCGUCCCUGAGCCUUAGAGAUACUAUUUCCCCCUGAGAACUGAGCCAUUGGGCUACUGUACCAAACCAGGAGCAGACAAUUGUGGAGCCUUCCUCCGAAAGCGAUCCAGGCUGUCAGAAGGGCACACACUCCUGAGCCAGUGGUCAAAAGCAUCCUGCAUGACCAAGUAUUGUGUCUUAAUUGGGUUCUCUGUUAUCCAGUGACUGCACACAUCCUGACCACAGCUGUGUGGUGUUUUUCCAUUUACCAGAUUUUUAGACUGAAGAGACAUCUGAUGGGUGUAGUUCUGAGUUUGGUAAUAAGCUUAGCCAGGGCUUUGCUUAUAUUGCCAGCAUAGGGCCCUUGCUUAGGGACUGGGUAUUCCUGUGACAGAUAAUGGCUUCACACCUUGGUGAGUGCCAAGCUGCAGAGCCACAGCACAGGCGUAAAAGAGUAAAGCGUUCUUUUUUACCAUGUGCAGGAGAACAGAUUGUAUAGUUUUCAAACUGGACAUGCUCCCCAACUAACGCUGGACUCUAUUUGGGAAGCUUGUGCAUAAUUACAAAGAGAAGGAUUUUUGGAGGCCGAUCCAUUUACCUCUGUGUUCUUGGUUACAGAGGAAAGGUGGCAGGAACAUCCUUAGGGAUUGCCUAUGUUGUAAAGACAGGUGGGGAAGGUUCUCUAGAACUCGGCGGUGGUCAGCGGCUGACCUGGGAUAGCUAGGUUAUAGGAGGUGACUGACAGCUCAGAGAGGGCCUAGGAGUGGAUCUAGGUGUGUCCCCUCACAUGGAAAUAGAAAGCCUCCCACAUGGCUGCUGUUUGUUUACCUGGUGCCCUCUUGCAACUUAAAGGAGGCAGCCACUGUGCACCCAGUGGAUCAGAAUCA
Messenger RNA from Microtus ochrogaster (prairie vole), 2404 nucleotides. It is a transcript of the gene Nopchap1, whose product is annotated as NOP protein chaperone 1. Gene Ontology annotation, molecular function: box C/D methylation guide snoRNP complex binding. Gene Ontology annotation, biological process: box C/D snoRNP assembly. Lineage: Eukaryota; Metazoa; Chordata; Mammalia; Rodentia; Cricetidae. The record is from RefSeq and is a predicted model, not a curated record.